Messenger RNA from Mycena indigotica, 1386 nucleotides. Its product is annotated as Zinc carboxypeptidase. The record is from RefSeq and is a predicted model, not a curated record. The transcript is spliced from 10 exons. The coding region runs from base 1 to 1386 and encodes 461 amino acids. Lineage: Eukaryota; Fungi; Basidiomycota; Agaricomycetes; Agaricales; Mycenaceae. Gene Ontology annotation, molecular function: zinc ion binding; metallocarboxypeptidase activity. Gene Ontology annotation, biological process: proteolysis.
AUGACUUACAGCGCGCUUCGCAUCGCGCUUCUGUCUCUGCCGUGCCUCGCAGCGGCCUUUGAGCAGCAACAAGUUUUUGAUAUCACCGCAAAUCCACAAGCCCAACUCGAAAGGGCUGGUAUUCUGCGGCGAUUCAAGCCACAACGUUGGGAUGCACUCGAGGAAGUGAUAAAGACAGCUGAGACACACAACCUCGACAUCUGGCAAAUACACACUGGAAAUGAUCCCUACGUCGACGUAUUCACCCCUCAUUCGAUUCCCAACCUCCCAGUAACACUUUUAACCGUUCCACACACAACAACCAAUAUCACAUAUCCAACCCCGCCGUUUGCAAGAACACAGCAAGAGUGGGAUCUUUCGACACUUCAAAACACCACCUUUCAUAACGAAUAUCACUCGCAGUCAGAGGUUGACUUGUUUUUGCGCAAGCUUGUCGAACUUCAUCCACAAACCGUGUCACUGGUAGAGUUGGGGCACACGGCCGAGGGGAGAGAAAUGCUGGGACUCAAGAUCUCGAAGGUGGCGAACACGACCAUGGCCAAGUUGGGCUUCGUCGUGAUGGGUCCACAACAUGCACGGGAGUGGGUCGCAACCUCUACUGCGCUUCAUUUUGCCCAUUCCUUGCUAGUCAACAGCUCAGAAUCCGGCUCUCUCAGCUAUCUCCUUGAUACUUACGACUUUCACAUUAUCCCUUCUCCUAAUCCUGAUGGCUACGUUUAUACCUGGGAAUCGGAUCGUUUCUGGUACAAGAAUCGUCAGAUCGUUGGCCCAGGUGCAAAAUGUAUUGGGAUCGAUAUGAACAGAAACUGGGGCUUCAAAUGGAAGGCGCAUUCCGACAGCCCACUCUUUGACGCUAAGAAGAAGAAGAGAAAGGACAAGACCCCCGCUGACCCCUGCUCGCAUUGGUACCCGGGCCAUCGGGCAUUCGAAGCGGCCGAAGUCAAUAAUGUCGCCAAUUAUCUUACGAAGAUCAACGGGGCUGGGAAGGGUGCGGGUAAAGGCGGGGUUGUUGCCUUCGUUGACUUGAGGAGCUAUGGUCAGAUGCUGGCGGCCCCAUACUCCUAUAAAUGCAAUAAACUACCCAAAGAUGCAGAGGAUCAGAUGGAGGCACUUCAUGGAGCAGCGCAAGCCGGGAGAGCUGUCCAUGGAAUGGGCUUUAGCGCUGGGAGCCUGUGUGAAUUGCUUUAUACGGCUCCUGGAAAUAUCCUCGACUAUGUCUAUAGCACGGGAAGCAUCAAGUAUACCUAUGCCGCGUUUCUGAGAGACACUGGAACGUAUGGUUUCGCAUUGCCCGCAACGUGGAUUCGACCGGUGGGGGAAGAGACGGGCGAAAUUCUUGCUUAUCUCGCCAAAUUCAUAGCAAGGCAGCGGGGAAUCGAGGUUUAG